Messenger RNA from Salvia miltiorrhiza (redroot sage), 1749 nucleotides. Its product is annotated as tetrahydroberberine oxidase-like. The coding region runs from base 30 to 1661 and encodes 543 amino acids. Gene Ontology annotation, molecular function: oxidoreductase activity; FAD binding. The transcript has a single exon. Lineage: Eukaryota; Viridiplantae; Streptophyta; Magnoliopsida; Lamiales; Lamiaceae. The record is from RefSeq and is a predicted model, not a curated record.
AAUUUGAUAGUAAAAUCUAUAAAUGGGACAUGGAUGAAACUAGUUUCCACAAUCAGAUAAUCAUGAAAGCUCCGAGCAUUUUAUCUCUCACUUUCAUACUUCUUGCCAUCAUUUCGUGCUCCCGAGCAUCAUCUUGUGCUGAUGAUUUCCUUCAAUGUUUGCGCAAAGAAUUCCACAACUACUCUUCCAUUUCCAACAACAUCUACACCCCAAUCAACUCUUCUUAUUCAUCUAUCUUGCAAUUAACCAUCCAGAAUCCGAGAUUCGCCUCAGAUCCUACUCCAUCACCGCUUAUCAUCAUCACCCCACAACACGAAUCACAAAUCCCACCUUUAAUCCACUGCGCCAAAGAGAGUGGCCUGCAAAUUAGAACUAGAAGUGGAGGCCAUGACUUUGAAGGACUAUCUUAUCUAUCCCAAGUUCCAUUUGUGAUCAUUGAUUUGAUAAAAUUCAAUGAAAUAAAAGUUGAUGUGGAGCAUAAAACUGCUUGGGUCGGAGUUGGUGCAACCAUCGGUUCGUUGUAUUACGCGAUCGCGGAGAGAAGUCCGAUUCUGGGGUUUCCAGCCGGAAUUUGCCCAACAGUUGGUCUUGGUGGGUACUUCAGCGGCGGAGGCUAUGGCACAAUGAUGAGAAAAUAUGGCCUGGCUGCGGAUAACGUCAUUGAUGCAAGAAUAAUCGACGUUAAUGGCAGACUUCUCGGCAGAGAAUCAAUGGGUGAAGAUCUGUUCUGGGCCAUCAGAGGCGGCGGAGGGGCAAGCUUUGGUGUGAUUGUCGCAUGGAAGGUACAAUUGGUGGAUGUUCCAAAAAGGGUCACUGUUUUCAGAGUGAGCAGGACGUUGGAACAGAAUGCAACGCAAAUCAUUCACCGCUGGCAAUACAUAGCUCCUAAAUUGAACAAAGAUUUGUUCAUUGCGAUCCUCUUAACCAGGACAAACACAACACGAUCCAGCAAUAACAUGACUAUCAAUGCUUCUUUUUUCUCCUUGUUUCUUGGUGGGGUCGAUAGAUUGCUGCCGUUGAUGCAAGAAAGCUUCCCUGAGUUGGGGUUAGUGAGACAAGACUGCGCGGAAGUGAGCUGGAUACAAGCAAUGGUGUUCAUAGCUGGUUUCCCCGUUGACUUUCCGCCACAAGUUUUGCUUAACAGAACCGACCCCAGCACAAGAAGACCCUUCAAAGGAAAAUCCAAUUAUGUGCAACAACCCAUUCCUGAAUAUGGGCUUGAAGGCUUCUGGAGACAUUUUUUUGAAGAAGAAGCUGAAUCUGCGCUUAUUGCGAUGACUCCUUAUGGUGGAAGGAUGGCGGAAAUCUCUGAAUCUGCAAUUCCGUUUCCUCACAGGGCUGCUAACCUCUACAAGUUGUUGCAUGUAGUGUUCUGGGGAGAAGAUGAGAAUCAAGAUCCAGACAAGUAUAUAAAGUGGAGUAGGAGGGUUGACACUUACUUGACUCCCUAUGUUUCGAGUAAUCCGAGGGAAGCAUACGUUAACUACAGAGAUCUCGACCUCGGAGUCAACAACGUCCAUGGAGACACAACUUACAAACAAGCCAGCAUUUGGGGCAGGAGAUAUUUCAAGAACAAUUUCCGUCGCCUUGUUCGAAUUAAAUCGGUGGUUGAUCCCAAGAAUUUCUUCAACAACGAACAGAGCAUUCCGCCAUUGCACUAAAUGUCAGGCAAAGUAAUAUGAUAUGAUUCACGCGUCAGCAAGUUUUUUUUUACUCAGUCACGAAUAAACUUACAUCUGCUUUCGUUAA